UUUUUACGCUCGGUGGAGUAGAGCUGCGGCUGUUACUGACCGAGAGAGACGAGCCGGUACAUGGACCGUUGUUCGAGACUGUCCUGUAAUGGUAGAUUUAUAGAAAUGAUACAUGGAGACUGAGACGAUGACAGCCUGUCGAGGUGUCUGAACACUUUCUAGCAUCAACAGUAGCUCGUUCUAUUUCACACACGGUUAUGGAGGAUCUCACCAUGCGUUUGUCCAUCACCUCCACCACCGGUGGUCCUUUGGAACUCACUGUGCCCCGGGGAGAGACGGUGGAAGGACUGAGGACACGGAUUUCCCAAAAACUCAGAUUGCCCAGAAACAGAACCAUCCUCCUGCACCGAGACAGGCAGCUGACUGCAGGAAAACUGCUGGAGCUGGGAGUAACAGAUGGCAGCAAACUCACCCUGGUCCCUGUCAUUGAGGCUGGUUUAGUAUUUUCAACUACUAGAUCUAAAAGAACUAUGAUGGACGUUUUGGAAAGUCUACCUGACAAUCAGAUCAGUGACUUCUUGUCUGGACACUCACCUCUGACAAUCAAUCUGGGAAUUGGAGCUCAUGUAAUGUAUGUGCAGCUCCAGCUGUCUGAACAGGAUGUGAAGAAGCUACAGGAGAACGGGGAUCUGAGAAUACAGAGAAACACAGAGCUGCAAAACAGCCUGUCGACUGCUGUUGGCAUGAGCCAAGCUGACUCUGGGUCAAUGUCCUUUAUCACCUCAGAAUCUCCCCAAAAAUCAUCUACUCCAGUCUUAGACUCUGGUGUCUGUCCAACCGCAGUCCAUGAUAAUGUAGAAAGACCCCUUAACCCAAAUGCUGUCUCAUUCAGUUCCAUCCCUCGUGCCAACAACCAGCAAUACUCAUCUCUACCUCAGUCCAGUCAAUUUGGACACACACAACCAUCUGCUUAUUCACAGUCCAGUGGUCCGCUCCAAGCAACUGCACCAAUUUCCUCUUCUGCUCCUGCUGGAUUCAGUCCUGGACCACCAAGCCCAGUGGAAGCCACAACCUUUGAAAAGAGUAAUGUUCAGACAUCACCCUCUACUGACCAGAGGAGGCAGACAGGAGCUGUUAUAGAAAGCUUCGUAAACCACUCUCCGGGAGUCUUCUCUGGAACUUUCUCAGGCACUCUCGCUCCUCUCAGUCAGACUGGAGUGAGCCACCCUCGACAUGGCAUCAACAUCAUUCUCCAGAUACUUAGUGACCUCCUCAGAGCUGCUUGUCACCACCAGGUGGCCCUAUCACACGCCCUUCCUGAACAUCACUGUCCUGCUGUGAACUCCUCACUCAACCCAGUGCUCACAGAGGGAGGAUCUGGCAAAACAAGAAGUAAACCAGUUGUGACCCAGAGGGCAGAGCACACCGGUAAACGUUCAGGUGAGGAGAUCAACUCUCACCGUUCACUCACUGAAGAGGAACAAACCUUGCACUGUAAGCUAGAGCGCCUUCAGUCACUGAUGCAUGAGCGGCGCUUUCGUAAAAGGACACAAAGGAGCACACAUCUUCCACAAAUGUCUCAUCCCUACCAACGUCAACAACAUCUCUAGACCCCGGACAAUAAAGAUCCACUCACUGUGACAGCAGUAGCAG
Cynoglossus semilaevis (tongue sole) is the source of this 1593-nucleotide messenger RNA. Its product is annotated as midnolin. The transcript has 7 exons. The record is from RefSeq and is a predicted model, not a curated record. Lineage: Eukaryota; Metazoa; Chordata; Actinopteri; Pleuronectiformes; Cynoglossidae. Gene Ontology annotation, molecular function: protein binding. Bases 198 to 1550 code for a protein of 450 amino acids. Gene Ontology annotation, cellular component: nucleus.